Ogataea haglerorum is the source of this 1587-nucleotide messenger RNA. RefSeq lists its product as uncharacterized. NCBI's taxonomy places the organism in Eukaryota, Fungi, Ascomycota, Pichiomycetes, Pichiales, Pichiaceae. Gene Ontology annotation, biological process: transmembrane transport. The coding region runs from base 1 to 1587 and encodes 528 amino acids. Gene Ontology annotation, cellular component: membrane. The record is from RefSeq and is a predicted model, not a curated record. Gene Ontology annotation, molecular function: transmembrane transporter activity. The transcript has a single exon.
AUGGAUGAAACUGAAAGUUCAGAUACAAGCUCAUUUGAAGACUCCGUAAACUUUGCUCUCCAUCCCUAUGAUCUAGAGGAGGAGCAUCGGUUGUCUCUCAAUAAGACUGACAGCUACCACAGUCUCUAUCCUGAUCAGGCUGUUGUGAAUACCGUCUCACAUACAGAUGACCAAAAUGGAGACAACAACUGCUAUGAGGUGAGCAUGGGAGUCGGUGACAAACGCGAUCCCUUGAGACUUCCCCUGUGGCGUAAGUGGCUCAUUACAAUCACCCUUGCUCUCGUCGGUCUUGAUAUUUGCUUAUUGUCGAGUUGCUGGUCUCUCGUAACACCAUUGAAAGAGAAAUACAAGGUUUCACACGAGCUCUUUGUACUAGGGGUGUCAUUUUACAUUUUUGGCAUGGCUUGGGGACCCCUAUUUUUGUCUCCGAUUAGCGAGUUUUAUGGGCGAAGAACGACAUACAUUUUUGGCCUCACAACUUGCAUUAUCUUCCAGAUCCUGACUUGCUUCGUUCCGAAUUAUGGGUUCAAGAUAUUCUGCCGGUUUAUGACAGGACUUUUUGGUUCCGUAUUUUUAUCGGUUGCACCUGGUACAAUAUCCGAUAUUUUCACGAAGCAAACUAUAGGAACGCCGUUGGCCAUUUAUUCGCUCUGUCCGUUUUUAGGACCGAGCUUAGGUCCUUUGCUCGCAGGUAUUGUGGUUCACUUUGGCGGUGAUAAGUACAUGUGGACUUUCUAUAGCCUACUGAUUUUCUCUGGAUGUCUAUGGGUGUUGGUGAUUUUGGUGGUUCCCGAGACCUAUGUUCCGAUACUAACAAAAUGGAAGGCUCAAGAACUCCGGAUGAGUACCGGUAAAGAGGAGCUGUUUGCUCCAAUCGAGAGAAUGCACUCAAACAUGUUGGAAUCCAUCUUGAAAGCACCAAAACGGCCGCUCUCUGUUCUGGUUUUCGAUCCGAUGAUGACCGUCCUCUGCUUCUAUUCGGGCCUCGUAUUGGGAAUUGUCUACUUGUUCUUCUUCUCCAUCCCUUACACGUUCCAUAAAGUCUGGGGAUUCAACGUUGCAGAGCAGGGACUAGCAUUUCUAGGUAUGGCUAUUGGAAUGCUGGCAUCUUCUGCCAUUUCGCCGUAUUUUGCCAAACUCUACCUCAGACUGAGCAAUCUGAAAGGCAAAGCUCAGCCUGAAUACAGGUUCCCGCCGCUUAUUGUCGGAGGCUUCUUGGCCCCCAUUUCACUAAUUAUACUGGCAUUUACAACUUACAAACAAUGCCACUGGAUUGGAGCGCUCAUUGCCUCUGGAUUCUAUGGCUUGUCGACAGGGCUGAUCAUUUCUGGGAUUUUCACUUACACAGCGGACGCAUACCAGCUGUAUGCGGCAUCUGCAGCUGCUGCAAACACCUUUACAAGAUGUUCCAUGGCUGGAAUUUUCCCGCUGUUUGGCCUCCAAAUGUACGAGAGAUUAGGAGUUCAUUACGCAAGCUUGCUUUUAGGGCUCGUUGCGCUUCUGCUUACCCCUGCACCUCUCCUCUUCUAUAAAUAUGGAGCCAAACUUAGACAACGGUCUAAGUUUGCUUGGUCUAAUACGCAAUAA